Messenger RNA from Annulohypoxylon maeteangense, 750 nucleotides. RefSeq lists its product as uncharacterized. The transcript has a single exon. NCBI's taxonomy places the organism in Eukaryota, Fungi, Ascomycota, Sordariomycetes, Xylariales, Hypoxylaceae. The record is from RefSeq and is a predicted model, not a curated record. The coding region runs from base 92 to 556 and encodes 154 amino acids.
CCGCAAAACAAACAUCUCUCAUCAUCACUCAACCCAAACAAACUUCUCACCGUGUAACCACAUAAAACCAACACCAAUACCACCAGCCAAAAUGAAGACCUUCACCACCGUCUCCUCCCUCCUCCUUCUCGGCGCCAGCACCAUCACCGCUGCGCCAGUCACCGCCGCCCCGAGCGAAUUUGACAUCACCAGCUUCAGCGCCAACACACUUCCGCACGGAACCGGUGCCUUCAUAUCCUUCAACAUUGCGAUCCCGGGCACAACCGUAAACACCACCUGCGCAUACUCGGACCAAUCCUCCGUCUCCGCUCUGCCAUCCGUGUCUCUACGCCCCUGCAACGACGCCUCCGUGGAGUGGCAGUUCAAGCAAGACCCCUCGCGGCCGGGGACCGAGGGCCAAUACCGCGUCGUGGUGACGUAUGCGUACGACGCCCCGAAGAAGGUCGCCGGGUACCACGAGUGGCCCGCUACCGACUUCCCCCUCAAGGACUUCGGGUCUACCUUUGAGACCUUCUACACCGGUGCUCCCGACUUUGUCGUCACGAAUCUGUCUUAGUUUAGGGGGAUGUGUUGUCCUACCUACCGAUGUAUAUAGAGAAAGGGGAUUAGAGAAUGCUGUUAGUGGUUAGAGACGUGUAGAUUUAUGCUCUCUCGCGAGUUACGGAUGGAGAAUGUGAAUGGGAAGAUGAUAGCUUUGCAUUGAACAUAGUAGUUCCUGAAUUUAUUAGAACUUAUAAUAUUUAUCGUUUA